UGGUACGGCGCACACCCCUGUGCCAAGACCCCGAUAUGUGCGAUCCUAACAUUGAAAACCACAGUGAAAACCACAGGGGAUAGCAGCAGCAAUUCGCGUGAAUGGUAUGGCUGUGACACGAUCACAACACAACCAACAGCCGCUAGUAGCUGCAAACACAAACGAGUCUCGGGGAAUUUGCCACCACAACAACAGUUCCGUGGCGGAGAAAUACCGGCGGAAAAUCGGGAAAAUGCCCGGGACGGAGCUGCGGGCUCGAACACACGCAACGUGCGGCUUCGAUGUCGGAGGGUGCAAGCGCGGGACCUGCCGACGCCUCACAGGCCUCACAGGCCUCACAGGCUAGUGCUUGCGGUCCUUCCUCUGCGGAUCAGGUAGCUGCGGCUGCGGACCCGAAGGCAAUCGGCGAGGCUAUCGAUGAGAUGCUAGCCGCCAACGACCCCGUCAAAAACAGCAACGGCAAACGCGCGUACCCGGAGCCCAACUUCCCCAUCGAGCGGUCAGGAGCAGUGCGAGGUAAAGGGAGCUACCCCAUCCGGUUCAAACUGAACGCGGCGGCCUACACACGGGAGAUCUGCCCGUGCGACGGUCAACCGGUGGGAAACAACGGCGCGGCGAAAGUUCUCCAGGUGCCUCGGAAGCGUAUCAUCGAGUGGCUGAAGCAGGAGGAGCAGCUCAGGGAGAAGGUCAGCGCCAACCCCAAGCUUUCGAAGGCCAAGCAGGUUCACAGCGGAGGGAAAGCUUCGACAGUCGACGCCGAACAAGCCCUUGUGGACUACAUCAAUGAGCAGCGCAAGUAG
Molecule: messenger RNA, 800 nt
Organism: Ectocarpus sp. CCAP 1310/34
Lineage: Eukaryota; Phaeophyceae; Ectocarpales; Ectocarpaceae
Source: the annotation of a GenBank genome assembly